Sphaerodactylus townsendi is the source of this 3401-nucleotide messenger RNA. RefSeq names its product ribosomal protein S6 kinase A1 (gene RPS6KA1). Gene Ontology annotation, biological process: positive regulation of DNA-templated transcription; intracellular signal transduction; protein phosphorylation. The transcript is spliced from 23 exons. Gene Ontology annotation, molecular function: ribosomal protein S6 kinase activity; magnesium ion binding; ATP binding. The record is from RefSeq and is a predicted model, not a curated record. Bases 230 to 2494 code for a protein of 754 amino acids. Lineage: Eukaryota; Metazoa; Chordata; Lepidosauria; Squamata; Sphaerodactylidae.
CGGCCCUUCCCCGCCAGGCCGAGCAGCCAAUGGGGCCGCGGGGGCUGGCGCUCGGCUCCUCCUUGGCGGGCAGCUCUGCGCUCAGCGCUGGGGAAACCAGCGGCGUAUAAAGUCUCGGCGCUCCUGCGAGCUCCCUUGGCAGAGCUGGGCCAGGCGGCGGGCUUGCUCGCGUGCGCGGCAGGACUCGUGGCGGCCUUUCUGGGGCUCGGAAGCAGCAGCAGCAGCCGCGAUGCCGCUCGCCCAGCUGGGAGCCGAGCCUUGGCCCGAUAUGGAGCUGGUGGACAUGGAGUUGGACGGCGAGAACGGUCAAGCUGCUCUGGAGGAAAAGAAAGGGACACCAUCCAAGGCAAAACAGGAUCCCACUUGGAUCGAGAGAGAUGUGAGCUCUUCAGAUAAGAAUGAAGGCUCCGUCCAAGAAAUUACCAUCACAUACCUCGUGAAGGAGGGAUCCGAGAAAGCUGACCCAUCACAGUUUGAGCUUCUUAAAGUCCUGGGGCAAGGUUCUUUUGGCAAAGUUUUCCUGGUAAGAAAAAUCACUCCACCAGAUAACAGCCACCUCUAUGCCAUGAAGGUCUUGAAGAAAGCCACGCUGAAAGUGCGUGAUCGAGCAAGGACAAAAAUGGAAAGGGAUAUCCUAGUGGAAGUCAACCAUCCCUUCAUAGUGAAACUUCACUAUGCAUUCCAAACGGAGGGGAAACUCUACCUCAUUCUUGACUUCCUCCGAGGGGGAGACCUCUUCAUGCGCCUUUCCAAAGAAGUAAUGUUCACGGAAGAAGACGUGAAGUUCUACCUUGCAGAGCUGGCCCUGGGCCUCGGUCAUUUGCAUCGCCUCGGCAUCGUCUACAGAGACCUUAAGCCUGAGAACAUCCUCCUAGAUGAUGAAGGGCACAUCAAACUCACAGAUUUUGGUUUGAGCAAAGAAGCCAUAGACCGCGAGAAGAAGGCCUAUUCUUUCUGUGGGACGGUGGAGUACAUGGCACCAGAAGUGGUGAAUCGUCAGGGCCACACCCAGAGUGCUGACUGGUGGUCAUAUGGGGUCUUGAUGUUUGAGAUGUUGACGGGGUCGCUGCCGUUCCAAGGGAAGGACCGUAAGGAAACGAUGACGCUCAUUCUCAAAGCAAAGCUGGGCAUGCCCCAGUUUCUGAGUUCUGAAGCGCAGAGCCUCCUGCGAGCACUUUUCAAGAGGAACCCAGCCAACAGGUUAGGCUCGGGUCCUGAUGGCGUGGAAGAGAUCAAGCGUCACCCAUUUUAUUCCACCAUUGACUGGAAUAAGCUGUAUAGGCGGGAAAUCAAACCACCUUUCAAGCCUGCGGUGGGCCAACCAGAUGACACCUUUUAUUUUGACAAAGAGUUCACAUCUCGCACACCUAAAGAUUCUCCUGGGAUCCCACCUAGUGCGGGGGCCCAUCUGCUCUUUCGCGGAUUCAGUUUUGUGGCUUCUGGGUUGAUAGAGGAUGAAAAGGUCAAAUCCCCACCGGUGCCUCUACAUUCCGUGGUGCAGCAACUGCACGGCAAGAAUCUCCAGUUCAGCGAUGGCUAUGUGGUGAAGGAGGCAAUCGGCGUGGGCUCUUACUCUGUGUGCCAACGCUGCAUUCACAAGGCAACGGACACAGAAUAUGCUGUGAAGGUCAUUGACAAGAGUAAGCGAGACCCUUCCGAAGAAAUUGAGAUACUCCUACGGUACGGACAGCAUCCAAACAUCAUCACUUUGAAGGAUGUGUACGAUGACGGCAAGCAUGUCUACCUGGUGACCGAGCUCAUGAGAGGAGGGGAGCUGCUGGACAGGAUCCUCAAGCAGAAAUAUUUCUCGGAGAGGGAGGCCAGCUCUGUCCUGCACACAAUUUGCAAGACUGUGGAGUAUCUGCACUCCCAAGGGGUCGUCCACAGAGACUUGAAGCCCAGCAACAUCCUCUAUGUGGAUGAGUCGGGCAACCCAGAAUGUAUCCGCAUUUGUGACUUUGGGUUUGCCAAACAGCUAAGGGCAGACAACGGGCUUCUCAUGACUCCCUGCUACACGGCCAACUUUGUAGCUCCAGAGGUUUUGAAACGUCAAGGUUAUGAUGAGGCCUGUGAUAUUUGGAGCUUAGGGAUUCUCCUUUACACAAUGCUGGCAGGGUACACUCCCUUUGCAAAUGGGCCUAGUGAUACUCCAGAAGAGAUCCUCACUCGGAUAGGUGGGGGAAAGUUUUCCCUCAAAGGAGGAAACUGGGACACUGUAUCUGUCACUGCAAAGGACUUGGUAUCCAAGAUGCUCCACGUUGAUCCUCAUCAGCGCUUGACUGCAAAACAAGUCCUCCAGCACUCAUGGAUAACCCAAAAGGACAGGUUGCCCCAGAGCCAGCUGAGUCACCAAGAUGUACAACUUGUAAAGGGUGCUAUGGUUGCCACGUAUUCUGCGUUGAACAACUCCAAGCCAGGCCCCCAGCUGAAGCCCAUUGAGUCAUCCUUCCUAGCACAGAGGAGGGUGAAGAAGCUCCCAUCUACCACACUGUAAUGCGGGAUGCCCUUUGCCUGCCCGUGCUCAACUCUGCACAAACUUCCUUGCACAAGCUUCCCAGGGGAGUCAAAACCAUAACCUCCAUGAGAAGUCCUGUUUUGAGGCAUGAUCUCAGAUGCACAUCAAGGCUAUGUGCCUUCAGACAGACUAGCUGUUGCUUUCCUCAUGGACUACGCUCUUAAGUGUACAGGGAAGACUCAGAGUUUGUGUAUAUGUAUAUGAGAAUCGGAAUACGCAACCAUCUGUGUUUUUAACAACACUGAUACAGCAGAUCUUCCCCGACCUGCGAAAGGCCAGACCUUAGAAAAGUGGAUUCCUCUUUAGAGCCAAAUCUGGUACAGCAAAGGCAACUAAUUUGCCCCCCCCCCCCUCCUUAUGUGGUCAACUGAAGCUUUCAAGAUUUCUUUUGUUUGUACUGGCUCCCCCACCCGCAAUCAUGUAUAGGUUUUUGUAGUGACAAGUUCUUCAAAUUUCACUCUCCUCCAAACUUUGUGGCUCAUUUCUGACAGUAUCUUGAAUGACCCUGUCCAGUCAUCUUCUUCACUUGUUUCACCAACCAUCUUUUGAACAUCACUCUCACCAACCCAGACCUGCAGAUUCGGGAUUGCUCCUCUUCUCCCUCCGCCCAGUAUCUUUGAAUCAAUGUUUUAAAGCAGUCUCUACACAAUGGGCUUGGAAGAAAAUGUAUUUUCAUACAGUGAAAACAUCAUGUUGUCUAAAUGUGUAUGUUGCGGGAGGGGGGAAUCAUUUAGUUUUUAAAACUGUCAAAUAACACAAAUCCAGAACUUCAUGAUGCAAAAACCCCCCAACAACCUGGCUUUUUAAAAAAAAAUUAACUGAUUCUUUGGCUCUUAACUCAGGGUUUCUGUCUGAACUAUCAAAUAAAACAUACCAUGCGGCUGAA